Molecule: messenger RNA, 1817 nt
Organism: Amaranthus tricolor (Joseph's coat)
Lineage: Eukaryota; Viridiplantae; Streptophyta; Magnoliopsida; Caryophyllales; Amaranthaceae
Product: cytochrome P450 89A2-like
Exons: 2
Coding region: 72-1649 (525 amino acids)
Cellular component (GO): membrane
Molecular function (GO): oxidoreductase activity, acting on paired donors, with incorporation or reduction of molecular oxygen, NAD(P)H as one donor, and incorporation of one atom of oxygen; iron ion binding; heme binding
Source: RefSeq, a predicted model, not a curated record
UUGAGAAGCAUAUUCCUUGCAAUCUUACAUAUAAGUUAAGUGAGAAAAUCUAACACUAACACACUGCUAAAAUGAAAACAUGGUUUCUUUUCAUUAUUGUAACAACAUGCAUUGCAGCUCUGCUUAAGCCUUUUGUUUCAUUGAUCUUUACAAAAUCCAAAUCGAGAUUUCCUCCAGGGCCUCGAGGCUAUGGCAUCAUCACACAACUACAAUGGCUCGGUACAUCAUGUACAGGACUCGAGGCAGCACUUAGACGACUAACCCACAGGUUCGGGCCAAUCAUCAAUCUUCCUAUCAGUCGAUUUCCUGUCAUAUUCACUUCUAGUCGAUCUUUUGCUUACGAGGCAUUAGUUAAAAAUGGGGCGGUAUUUGCUGACCGUCCUAAGCCACUUCUUACUGAUAAGAUUAUGACUUGUAACCAACACAAUAUAAGCUCAGCGAGUUAUGGGCCUAAUUGGCGAUUAUUUAGGCGAAAUCUGACUGUUCAGAUCCUGCACCCUUCCAAGGCUAAGGAUUUUGGGCAUGCCCGAAAAUGGGCACUUGAUAUACUGACUGACAGUCUGAAAAAUUCAAGUGGUGCACAUCAUUCUGAUGUUGUGAUGGUGAUGGAUCAUCUUCGGUUUGCCAUGUUCAGCUUGCUCGUGUUCAUGUGUUUCGGGGAACAGUUGGAUGAGUGUCAGAUUAAAGAGAUCGAAGCAAUACAACACCAGUUAUUGGCAUCAUUUUAUCACUUUUUAAUACUCAAUGUGUGGCCAUCUUUGACUCGGGUUUUGCUUCGCAGUCGUUGGAAUGAGCUUCUUGACAUGAAGAAGAAACGAGCUGAGUUGUUGAUUCCGAAGAUUAGAUCAAGGAAGCACCUUCUGAAGGAGGGUAGAAUCUCUGGUGAUCAGAAGAACAGGUUGGAAAAAUGUUAUGUAGAUAGCUUAUUGGCAUUGGAGAUCCCAGAGGGUGACACCAAGAGAAAACUAAAUGAAGAGCAAAUAGUGAGUUUUUGUUCAGAAUUUCUGAAUGCAGGAACUGAUACAACCUCAACAGCCUUGCAAUGGAUCAUGGCAAAUCUUGUUAAGUACCCUAAUAUCCAAUCUAAGCUUUUCGAGGAAAUCAAACGCGUAAUUGGAGAAGAAGUCGAACAAGUUUGCGAAGAUGAAUUGUCGAAAAUGCCUUAUCUUAAGGCUAUAGUGUUAGAAGGGCUAAGAAGACACCCCCCAGGACACUUUGUUUUACCACAUAGUGUGACACAUGACACAGAGUUGGGUGGCUACAUUGUGCCUAAAGAUUCGAUCAUAAAUUUCAUGGUCGCGGAUAUGAAUAUGGAUCCUGAGAUUUGGGAGAACCCGACAGAAUUCAAACCCGAAAGAUUUUUAGAGUUAUCAGAAGACGAAAAUUGUGAAGAAUUUGAUCUUACAGGAAGUCGCGAAAUUAAGAUGAUGUCUUUUGGAGCGGGCAGGCGUAUAUGUCCGGGACUAGGCUUGGCCAUGCUACAUUUGGAGUAUUUUGUGGCUAAUUUGGUUUGGAACUUUGAAUGGAAAGAAGUAGAAGGCUAUGAGGUUGAUUUGUCUGAAAUCCAAGAAUUUACUGUUGUAAUGAAGAAUCCACUCCAUGCCCACAUUUCUCCUAGGCUAAAGCACAUAAACUGCCCUGUCUUUUAGUACUUCUAAUCCUCAUUCAUUAUUCUUUUUUAUUAGUAAAAAUAAAUGUUAACAAUAAUAUGACUUGGGGAGAAAUUUAUCAUUUGAAAAAUAAGGCUGCCAACUUAAUUAAACAUGUAUUACAAUACACAACAACAAGAAUCAUUGGAUUUUUUUAAAAAAAUAAAA